This is a messenger RNA of Strongylocentrotus purpuratus (purple sea urchin), 6272 nucleotides long. Its product is annotated as partitioning defective 6 homolog beta. Gene Ontology annotation, biological process: centrosome cycle; establishment or maintenance of cell polarity; regulation of cellular localization. Gene Ontology annotation, cellular component: apical plasma membrane; nucleus; cell cortex. Gene Ontology annotation, molecular function: protein kinase C binding. The coding region runs from base 341 to 1492 and encodes 383 amino acids. The record is from RefSeq and is a predicted model, not a curated record. The transcript is spliced from 3 exons. NCBI's taxonomy places the organism in Eukaryota, Metazoa, Echinodermata, Echinoidea, Camarodonta, Strongylocentrotidae.
GUCCCGCCCACAGCAUUCACGAUUAAAAUGAACGAAACUGUUGAAAUGACAGACACUCAUAUUUAUUCCAUCUAUGUAGGAGCACGUUGAUAAAUUUUUUAGCGUUACAAUCACUAGUAAAAAUAGUGGUAAAAAUUAGGGGUCGAUCCCAACUUGACUGGUUGGCGGAAGUAAUUGGACGUUGGGUCCAUAUCUGACGUCACAUAUAAGGCCAUCGCUGUAAAUAUUGUGUGUAUUAUUACAGCCACCGGUCUGUCAGUCUUGAAUUUGAUUACCUAUUUGGAAGGAAAUAGGAAGCAAUAGGAUUACAAUUUGCGGAAUUGAUGAUUUCCCGCUUCAAAUGCGGGACUCGGUGGGCAUCAUGGCGAAAAAUGGAUCCACGACAAUGCUCAAUGGAAGCAAUAGAUGGGCAAAAGGACUGAAAGAAAUUAAGAGCAAGCUUGAUGCCGAGUUCAGGAGAUUCACCAUCAACCCCAACAAAGUAGGCACGUAUGAAGACUUCUAUGCAUUCCUGGAGCGCAUGCACCAUCUUGGAGACGUUCCUUUCCUGGUAGGAUACACCGACCCUCAAGGUGACCUUCUCCCCAUCAACAACGAUGACAACUAUCUCAAGGCCCUCACCUCCUCCAAGCCACCCCUCAAGAUAGUACUACAGAAGAGAGAUGAAGUCAGUGAAGGAGACAUUCAGUAUGGUAGCACGAUACCCAGGAGAAAGAACAAGAUUUCUCAGUACUUGCAAGCUUCUCAAUCACCAAAGCCUCUCAAGCCCUUCAAAAAUAUCGGCCUUCCUCAAGACUUCAGGAGAGUCUCUGCCAUCAUAGAUGUAGACAUUGUACCAGAGACUCACCGCAGAGUCAAACUUCACAAACAUGGCUCGGACAAACCUCUUGGAUUCUACAUCCGGGAUGGAACAAGCAUGCGCGUGACGCCUCAUGGACUCGAAAAAGUGCCAGGAAUUUUCAUCUCGCGCCUGGUACCCGGUGGUCUUGCCGAAAGCACAGGCCUCUUGGGAGUCAACGAUGAAGUGUUAGAAGUAAAUGGUAUUGAGGUUUCUGGGAAGACGUUAGAUCAGGUUACGGACAUGAUGGUUGCCAACAGUGCCAACUUGAUCAUAACGGUCAAACCCGCCAACCAGCGGAACACGCUGUCCAAGAAGAAGCAGCAGCAUCUUGGGGUGUCGUCAUCGCUCUCGCAAUCCAUGGCUAGUCUGGGAAGUCUGGAUGAACUCAGCGAUGAAGACGAGGUGCAGGACCACUCUGAGAAGCCCGCGGAGACCGGUGGAGAUGGCGAGGAGAAGGGGAAGAAAACGGAGGAGACAAAGAGCGAGAAGAUGGAAAUGAGGGAGCAUCACGGAGAGGGGGAUGUGGAGAUUACAAGGGAGAAGAAGGUACCCUCUGAAAAGAUUUUAUCACAAUCCUCAGAGAAGAUCAAGCAACCGCCAGACGAUUCAGAGACUAAUGCCAUUAGCGAUAACGAGGAGUGCACGCUAUGAGAAAAAUCUCUUUCUAGACUGAAUAGUCAAGACUCGUAAUAUACAAAUGCACAUUGAAUGGGUGUUGAUGAUUAUGGUGAUGAUGUACUAUGCAGCAAGUGGACAUUUCAGAAGUAAGAUGUGACAUUGUUCUUCUUUAGUUCAUUGACAAUCCAGGCUAUCGAAGGAAGCUUGUGCACCAUAUUUGGGAUACCAGAAUGAUGCUUGCAAUGAGAUUAAAAAGAAGGAAGUUUUAGUUCCAGACAGAGGACAGGUGUGGUGGUAGGUAUCAAGGAUAACAUUCCGCUCCCAAGAGACCUUUGAACCGAGAUGUCCCAUUGUAGGUCUGGUGGAUCGGUCUCCCAGCUACAUAUUAUCAGGCAGGAUGCGAGAAAGACCAAGGGUCAGAUGGGGUCAAUGUCCCAGAAAGGUAUAAACAAUGCAAGAGAAGUACACAAGCCCAUGGGAGCUAUUUUAUACGAUAGCAUGGUAAUGAAUUUUGCUCAUUAGAAUAAAUACCCAGAUGAUGAAAGAUUGCAAAUGUAUAUUUGGUACAUAUUUGAAUGAUAUGAACAAUUUCUAGUUUAUACAUGUACAUGUAGUUCACCCUGGGAAUAUUCCUCUGUGUACAAUAUGUACAAUGUAAUAUUGCUCAUAAAAAAUGGGAUUAAGCUAUUUUUUUGUUAAUGUGGUACUACAAAGACAUCUGUAUAUUUUAUAUAUUUUCCUUUUGCUCACUACAUGUACUUGCUAUAUAUUUUGAUAAAGUACAUACUUUUUUACCCUGGUAUUAUGGAAGUAUUAACGUAGUUUGAGGUUUGAUUUACUUUUUUAUGUUGAAAUAAUCAGUCCAUUCCACCGUUUUCCUAAAUGGUUCUAUGAAUGUAUUUAGACUUCAUGUUAGGUACAUGUGCAUUUUGAUUUAGUUUGCAAACAUUUAUUUACAACAGUAACAUAUAAUGGAAUGUGACCCUAUCUGAUUUACCUACAAAUUAGCUUUUGGAUUCUUUUGGAACAAUAAGACUUUAACCAUUGUGAUGCCAUCACAGUUUCUAAAGGUGGUACAGAUAUGGUCAUUACUAAGAAAAUAUUCUUCUAACCAUAACAAACAGACAUGUGUUAUUUCUGAUUUUCUGCCACUUAAAAGUCACAGAACAAGAUUUAAAAGAUUCUUGACAGUUUGUGAAAAAAUAAACUAAAAAUGAAGAUCAAUGAAACUAUGAAAAACAAUAAGUAACAUUUUAAAUUUAUCAUCAAGGAGGAGAUACUAUAAUCUGGCUUGAUGCUAACUAGGGUCAGAUGAAAAUAUGGGUCCCAAAAUUCACUCCAAAAAAAAAAAAAAUCCAAAAUGCAAGAACGUAUUUAAAGCUGGCUUUUAAUAGAUUGACCCCCAUAGUUUUAUUUGGUUCCCAAAGAAAAGAGUUGUUGACUUUAAUACAGAAUGUUGAAAAUGUAGAAAAAGUGGUAAAAAACGAACAAGUUUUCAUGUAUUACGUUACAAAAUUUAUCUUAUCUUUAGCAUUUAUUCUGGUCAGUACAUGUACAUGUUAUGAAAAGUACUACAUAAUGCUAUGUCUAUAGUUUGAACAUUUCUGUCCAUUUUGAUGAAAUAAUUACAAAUGCUUUUUAUGUGUAUGUUGUACUGAUAUUAAUGUACAGUUAGCAUUCCAGUAAUAUGAAUUGCACUUUUGAUACAAUUGAAUGAGGGAUGAUUAUAACCCUGUACUAAUAUUUAUGUCUGAUACAUAGUGUGUUGCAUUUGUACAGUAUCAUAAUCUGAUAUUUGGACACGUAGAUAAAGGCAGUACUCUCUGUAUUGAAAAUAGUGAUAUAUUCAGGUUGAUCGGAUUAAAUUGAAUUGAAUUGAAUUGAAUUGAAUUGUAUUCAUUCAAUUGAAUUAAAUUAAAUUAGAAGAAGAAAUGGAUUGAUAAUUAUGCCUAUAACUAACUUCAUGGAAUUUCUCAAGAAAAUCAAUCGUGAUUCUAAAAUAUUCGUACAGUGUACGUGCGUGAGAAAAAAAGUAAACUAGCCGUUGGAUUGAUAUAAAAAUUAAGAUAACAAAUACUAUGGAUAAAAAUCAUCAGCCUUUUUUAUGAUAAAGAAACACAACUUAAACUUGCAUAUUAUAGUCUGGUCACAAAGGUUUUCAGGAAUUUAAAUGUUUUAGCAUAUUUUAAUGAAUUAUGCAUGAAUUAUUAAACAUGUAUAUAUAUAAAAUCUGAAAAUACUGAUUGAUUUAGUAGAAUUUUUUUUUUCCUUCUUACCGGUAAUCCCAUAUUCGUUUUUGUCAUUUGUUAGACAUGCUUAAAACCAGCUCGCCUAUAUUCCUAUAAUAUGACUGUGUGUGAAAUACAAUUCCUUACCUUUACUUCAGAUUGUUCAGAAUUGCGAAAUAUUCGCAGGUUGGGAGAUAACCAAAAAAAGAUAAACUGUGUCUUCAGGAAACACCUUGAGUUUUUUUCAGCCACGGAGAUGUAUUCAAUGAAGUUUGCCGAUAAAUUGCAUGAUAAUAUUCAUCAGUAUCCUGCCCACAGAUUCAUUAUGGUCACAUGUUUUGACACCCUUUUGUUCCUACACUUUAUGGUAGCCCCAGAAUGAUAGGUGAACAGUUUUUAAAAUGCCAUUAUAAAGCUGUGCUUCAUACCUUAUACUACCAAACUUUCUCCAAGCGGACCGAUAACUUGGCCAUUUUGUGUGUAAUGCCAAAUAUUUGUUUGUAGUGUCAGUCAUAGACGUAAACUGGGGCAUCCCUUAUGACUCUAAAUGAUGCGGUAAAUUGCUGCGUUAAAAAAAAUAAAAAUGGUGACACUACAAUGUAUGUAGUAACACAGAGCUCAGUGAGGAGCUUUGUCAUGCGCAGUUUGGGGGGUGGAUUUACUGUGGCAUAUCAGAAUACACUGUAAUAGUAGGAACAAAAGGGUGUCGGAAUGGCUAAGAUAAAAAAUGUAUAGUUAGCUUUAUGUAUAUGUUACUAAGCACACACAUUAAUCAUCAUAAGCACUUUUUCCUCUAAAUUUUUUAUUCUAUUCUAGCAAAAUGUUUUAAAUGAUGUGUGACAAUUUCCUCAUGCUCUGAGGUAUAUUCUUUGCAUGCUUCGGUAAUCGAAAUGUCUGAAUCACUUUUUGUUUGUGAAUCAGUAACCAGGAAGAUAAAAGCACAUGACGUAGACUGCAGACAUGACUUGCCUAAAACAGCUCAUAGGCAUUGGCAUGCCAUAAACUUUCCACUAGCAAAAAAAAGAAAGAAAAAAAGAAGAAGUUUUUGAACGGUAAAAAGUAUUAUACGAUGAUCUGGAUAGGUUGACCUAUGUUAACCAAUAUAGGAAGUCGUAAGGAAAUAUAGAAAAUGUGCUCAUUUGAAAUCAAACAAACUCAAAGAAGCAUGUCAAAUGUCAUUUGCAAUUAUUGCAUCAUUUACAAAAUGUAUUAUUUGAUAAAGAUCAUUACAUGAACAAUUGAACAUGUAUCUAGUCUUGUUGUCUCAAUGUCAUUUGCAUUUUCUAUAAUUUUCUUCUUUUUUAUUUGCCUCCCCAAACCCAUGUUUAAAUGUCAGAUGGUGGGAGUUUUUUUAUUAAGUAAAGCAGUGCCUUAUGUUUCUAUUUCUCUCAUCCAAAAGUGCUAAAUAGAUCUGACUUUGUGUCACUGUUAUUAAUUGCUGCAAAAUCAUUUUAAAAAUGUGGUAACUUAGAAAUUAUACUAUCCCCCAUGCUAUAUGCCCAAGCACUAUUUAGUCAUACUGGAUUGCACCAUAAUACGUAUAUGUAAUUGUUUUUUUCAUUUUUAGAUUGGCAGACAAAUGCUUAAUGUCACUUGUCACAUUGUCUGUAAAAUGAAUGCUAAGAAUAUUUGCCAUUUAUUUGGCACAAUACUUAAUUCACAAUUUAGGUUAAAUUGCACAAUACUUCUGAAGUCACUUUGUAGAUUCACUUUACCGAUGGUUUGUUGCCAGCAUUACGAACAAUGUCAGAUAAUGUUAUAUCUACUUCCUUUGAGCAGCUCAUUUACAUGUAGUCACACAUGUUCAGAGGUUCUAGUGAUUUGUAAUGCUUUUUAUUUGUCUAUCUUUGUUGAAUUGUGCACAAUCCAUGUUUAUUUCUCAUGUAAAUUAAUGUAUUCUCUGUCUCUAAGGUAAAUGUAAAUCAUCGGGUUUGAUUUUAAUAAAAUGAUUUUUUUAAAUGGUGAAGAGGCCAACUUUUAGGUAUCUUGAAACAGGUAGAAAAUCCUAAUGUAACUGCAUUUUUCAUUGCCACACAUACAGGUAAACAUUCAUACUGUAUGUAUCUGAUUUCACAAUUAAUGUAUUCAGUCAAUCCCCCAAUAUUCAUUCAUAUUUCAGAGUCCAUAAUAGAACUCAUGCAAGAUUUCAACAUCAGAGGGUAUCAUCAAAAAGUAUCUUUAAAAAAAAGUAUAUAUAGAUAUAUAUUGUCAUACCUCUGUAUGCUUCUGUAUUAUUUACCGGUACAAUUGCAAAUGUAUAAUGAUCGUAAUCUCCUAGUGUUUACUACCGUGAUGGUCAUGAUCGUACUGUGUACUAUGUUAUUGUUAACCAUGCAGAAAAAAAAAAAUAAAUAGAUAGGCAUUAAUGAAAACAAUGGCUAAAAUAUGUAUAACUUUUAAGAAAUUAUCAAAUCUGUAAAUUCAUUUGUUACCUCCUACCUAAGGCUAAAGAUGUUUAACAUGUACAAAUACAUUGUAAUUAAUUGCAUGUUACAUAGUAAAAUAUUUUUGGAACUCAAUGUGCUUCCAUGUUGUAUCAAUUGAAUUGCAGAUUCAAGACAAGACAAACAGAAAUGAUAUGCUUA